UGUGUGUGUGUGUGUGUGUGUGUUGUGUGUGUGAAAUACAUCUGAAAAGGAAUCAAGCACAUGCAACAAUAAAAACAUACAAUGACAGUUUUACACAUAUACACAAAUAAUUCCCAUGUAACAUUUACUUGUUUUUGUUUUAGCUUUUGUAUUAAGGCAAAUUAAAGGCCAGUCAAUUUUAUAUGUAUAACACUAAUAAUUUAAUUGAAGGUUUGAUACAAGUAAAGGGUGAAUAAAUUGUGAUAGAAUUUUUGUUUUGGGUGAACUAUCUCUUUAACGCACACUGAUCCGAACAUACGCGUUCGCGCCGUAGUGUAAUGAUGACACUUGUCGGCCACCGUAGACGUAUACGAACACAACCACAUGUGUAACUUAAUAUGAUUCAUUUAAACUUAAUCGGACUAAAAUCAUCUGAUGGUUCUGGCAAAAAGGUAAACAAAUACAUUUUCUCUGAUGCCAGCGACGGUCAAAUAAGCUGAAUAUGAGGGAGUAUCGUUCGCCUGCUGUCUGGAAGUGCUGAAUCAGACUUUACUCUCGUAGGGAAGCAGCUGACAGAUUAGGAGAAAACAUGGACAUUGCUUUGUUUUUUUCAAUAAUCCCGAUACUUCAGAUAAUAGUAACGUUAUAAGGUGCGAAGGUCGGUCAUAUAUUUUCCUUCUGCCGUGUUCAAAAACCCCAGUUCCUAUUAUCAUAUAAUUCCACUUCAUUCUCGUGUUUUUAAGUGAUAGCUUGUUUUGUCUGCUGAGUCAUGUCCUCGUCUCCCGAGCUGCGGAGUGUGUUCACUCUGUGUGGCGACCAGACGGUGUCUUGUGGGCUGAGGGAAGUGUCUGCCCUGCUGGACCAGACUGACCCUCCACAGCCUAUCCCAUACACCGAAGAUGCUGUACCGAGGAAGACCAUGUCUGCUGGUGAGGUGUCGGACAGGAUGUUCUGCCAUGCAUGUCAGUGCCCUUUUGAGAGUCGCGAGGAGCAGAUGGAGCACUAUAAACUUGACUGGCACCGCUUCAACCUGAGACAACGGCUGGAAGGAAGAUCAGCGGUCACAGUGGAGGAGUUUGAGAAGAAAACUGGCACAGGUGACAUCUCAAGUAUUUCAGGCUCAGACAGUUCGGAUAGUGAGGAUGGCGACCUUGGAGAUGAAGUGGCCCCUGUGCAGACGGACUGUGCUCUGGACACAGAUCAGCCUCAGAGUCGACUUUCUGCCAAAGUUGUCUUCCAAAACGCAGAGGGCCAGUUCCUGUCACUGUAUCGCUGCAUUCUGCAAAGCAAAAAAGACAACGAAGAAGACUUGGUUUCUUCUUUACUGAAAAUCUCCAAUAACACUGUUUGGGUUAUUCUGAUGACUGGUGGGGGACACUUUGCUGGAGCAGUUUUUAAGGGAAAAGAGAUUCUGCAGCACAAGACCUUCCACCGGUACACUGUGAGAGCGAAGCGAGGGACGGCGCAGGGACUGAGGGACUCGCAGAACCGCAGCCACACGCCCAAAUCUGCAGGUGCAGCUCUUAGGAGAUACAAUGAGGCAGCGCUCCACAAGGAUAUUCAUGACCUUCUGGAAAGCUGGGUUGAUUAUUUGAAGGAGGCCAGUGCCAUCUUCCUACGAGCACCAAGUUACAACAAGACCAUAUUUUUUGGAGGUCGUGGAGCACCGUUGGACAAAAAAGAUCAGCGAAUGCGCAUACUUCCUUUUGCCACACGUAGAGCCACAUUUAGUGAAGUAAAGCGUGUCUUUGACCUGCUCUCGACCCUACAUGUUUAUCAAAAAGAGACUGAAAUCUCCAGUAUUCUUAGUCCAUCAAGGAGAUUGUGGAAGAAGAAAACUCCUAAACCUGUUAGUCAUCCAGUACCAAACACUAAUGUGCCAGCAGAGGGAGAAGAUGCUAAAGAAGAAAGUUCAGGAGAAGAUGAUUCAGGAACACUAGAGACUGUGGAGGUGACGCUGGGAACUUUGGUCCUGAGAGAACACGAGAUCUAUCCUAAUAAGAAGAAAAGGAGGAAGCGGAAAGAGAAAAGAGAAGACUCAAGCAGUCGAGAAACAAAUGAAGAUAAGGCAGAUGAUGAAAAUAUGGACGAAGGUGAACUGGAAGUUGAAAGUGACUCUAAAGAGAUGCAGAGGAAGUCAAGGGGCAGAAGGAAACCCAAAGGCAAAAAACCUCAGCCUGAAGAGGAUGAAGUGGAUGAGUCUUGGGAGUACAGUUUAAGGGAUGCUCUCUACACUGCCUGUAAAACUGGAGACAUCCAGUCAUUGCGCAGCCUCCUUCAUCUACCGGAGGACGAAGAGAGCAGAAGAGAGAGAACCACUGAAGAAGAUCCUGCUUCACAGAGUUCAGAUCUUCUCAACAAGCCCAUAGACUCAGCAGGCUUCACUUUACUGCACGUGGCUUCAGCAGCCGGACAGAAGUCUGUCAUCAGACUGCUAAUGGAUGCAGGGAGUGAUCCGGCCAACAAGACUAAAAAAGGACAGACUCCAUAUGGUGUCGCUCCUGAAAAGGAUACAAGAAACGUGUUUAGAAAAUACAUGGCUGAACACCCUCAUAAAUAUGACUACACAAAAGCACAGGUUCCUGGACCGCUAACCGAAGAUAUAGAGUCCAAAAAAGCAGAAAAGAAGAAAGCCCAAAAAGCAGCACGCAAGCAAAAAGAGAAAGAGCAAAAAGAAGAGAAAGUAAAGAAACAGCAAGAAGAGGAGGAAAAGAAGAGGUUCACAGCUCUCAGUGACAGAGAAAAGCGAGCUUUGGCUGCAGAGAGGAGAUUGGCUGAACAUCUGGCCACGACUGGAGGAGCACUAAACAACAUAAGGAGAUGUUUUCUGUGUGGAGAGUCGUUGCUGGGGAAGAUUCCUUUUGAAUAUCUGGAUUACUCUUUCUGCACGCCUCGCUGUGUUCAAGCCCACCGUAAAGCCAAUGCUGCAGCGCGGCCCUGACCUCUCAUGUCCCCACACACACAGCAGAGGUACUAUUGAUCAAACGAAGGUGCAUUACUAUAUUCUGGACACAUUUCACCUCAGUUGACUGUUAGUUUUACUGUUAAUAUAUGAUGGAUUUCUCACAGUUGGCUUGGACAAAGAAGAGACUAUAAAAAUGACUUAAUGGAGAAUUAUUAAUAAAUCAUGAAUGUUGAUGAGCACACAAUAGGCAUAUAUUAGAGUAAACCAUGUCAGUGGCUAGUAUCUGUUGUUUAGCAUGUUUUUAACUUUUCAGACCAACCACUGUGAUUCUAUAAAUCUAAAUCUCCAUUUACACAUGAAAUAAGAAAAACAAUUAAAAAUAAUGCAGAACUGUAAAA
This is a messenger RNA of Danio rerio (zebrafish), 3282 nucleotides long. The record is from RefSeq and is a predicted model, not a curated record. NCBI's taxonomy places the organism in Eukaryota, Metazoa, Chordata, Actinopteri, Cypriniformes, Danionidae.